Messenger RNA from Malassezia sympodialis ATCC 42132, 4536 nucleotides. RefSeq names its product glycoside hydrolase family 5 protein. Gene Ontology annotation, cellular component: extracellular region; cell surface. Lineage: Eukaryota; Fungi; Basidiomycota; Malasseziomycetes; Malasseziales; Malasseziaceae. Gene Ontology annotation, biological process: glucan catabolic process. Gene Ontology annotation, molecular function: beta-glucosidase activity. The record is from RefSeq and is a predicted model, not a curated record.
AUGGUGGGCCAUACAUUCUUUUCGAUCCUCUCCGCUGUCCUGCUGGUCUCGAUGGCGCUGGCGCAAGGCAUCGAGCGCAACCCUCUCCUGGUGCGGCACCACGAUGUGCGCGACCUGCGUGCGGCCGAGCAGGAAGAGCGCCACGAGGUGUUGGCGUCGCGCGCCACGUCCAAGCUGCGCUUCAACUACGGCCGGGACAAGGUGCGUGGCGUCGGCAUUGGUGGCUGGCUCGUGUUGGAAAACUUCAUUACGCCGUCGCUGUACAAAAAGACGGGCGACAACCGCGUCAUUGACGAGUGGUCGUUCGCGACGUACACGCCGCGCAACAAGGCGGUGCAGAUCCUGCAGGACCACUACGACAACUUUAUCACUGAAGACGACUUUGCCGAGAUCGCGUCGUACAACCUGAACCAUGUGCGUGUGCCGUUCCCGUACUGGGGCAUCCGCACGUGGCCGGGCGAGCCGUACAUCAAGCUGAACCAGUUUGACAAGCUGAAGCAGGCCGCGCACUGGGCGAACAAGCACGGCCUGAAGAUGAUCAUUGAGCUGCACACGGUGCCGGGUGGCGCGAACCCGUACGACCACGGCGGCCACACGAACCACACGAACUGGCUCGGCAACGACAAGGAGGAGGGCCGCUGGCUCGAGAUCCUCGACACGCUCGCCGCCGAGUUUGCGAAGAACGAGUACCCCGCUGUGACGGGUAUCUCGAUCGUGAACGAGCCGAAUGGCGACGCAAACCAGAUUUACGGCCAGUACAAGCGCGGCUACAACACCGUGCGCCGCCACGACGGCGACUCGGAGCUCGUUGUGAUCAUUGGCGACGUGUUCCAGAACCCCGCGCAGAGCGACUUUUGGAACGACAAGUUCUCCGUGCCCAAGUACCAGCAGGUGAUGAUCGACACGCACGUGUACCGCCUGUUCGACCCGCCGUCGAUCGCAAUGUCGCAGGACGAGCGCAUCGGCUACUACUGCAGCCUCAAGGGCGGCUUCGCCAAGGCGAACCAGCACCUGUACAUGCUCAUCGGCGAGUGGUCGCCCUCGUUCACCGACUGCGCGCCCGGCCUGAAUGGCCGCUUCCUCGGCCACCGCUACGACGGCACGUUCCCCGGCUCGACGCGCCGCGGCAGCUGCGACGGCCGCACCGGCAACGCCAACCAGUUCUCCGACGGCUUCAAGGCGAACUUGAAGAAGAACUUCCACAUCCAGGCGGACGCCUACUCCGCCGGCGUCGGCUGGAUCAUGUGGACGUGGAAGGUCGAGAACCACAGUGCGGACGAGUGGAGCUACCGCGCGGGUGUGCAGAACGGCUGGAUCCCCCGCAACCCGGCGAACCUGGAGUACCACUGCUCUCACGACCUGGACGAGCACCGCCGCACGAGUCACGUGGCACCACCCGCGAGCGUCUCGCAUCGCUCGCGCCUGUCACCCGCGGCCAUGCACGCUCGCGCGGUGCCCCCCGCCGCGCGCGCUACGGAUGCGCCGCGGACUGCUGCGUAUGCGGUGGCGUCGCGGCCGCCUGACCGCCCGCCCGUGCAGCGCCUGGACCGCCCUGUGGCGCCCACAGCGCCUCCGGCGACCGCCACAGCGCGCGCUACGCGGCCCUCGCUAGGCGUGCCGCUGAUGAGCCCCGUCGACUUGGGCUCCGAUAUACCAUACCUGCGCGACGACAUGUCGCCCCUCCUCAUGUCGCCGCCUGCCCACACGCCGUCGCCGAGCGCCGAGGCCCAUACCCCGUCCGUGUCCUACGCAGGCACCGCGCCCCCGAUCUCGCCCGCCACGCAAGCGGCGCCGCGCCUCCGCGAGGUCCGCUCCACGCCGCGCCUCCGCUCCGAGUCGCCCCAGCCGCUCCCGGACGCACUGGAGCGCAUCCGACAGCGCACAGCGCACCAUGCCCAUGCCCUCCACCGCGCCCGGGACGACGGGCGUGCGGCCACGGCGUGGGCGCGCGACCUGCCGACGCCGCCCGUGCCCGAGUGGCACGAGGGCGAGGGCUGGCGCGCGCCGUCGCUCUCGCCGCCGCCGUCCGCGGGCCUGGGCCUCAGCCUGUCGUCGACGGCGCUGCACGAGCUGCACAGCCCAAAGAUCAGCGAGCUGUCGCUCUCCGAGGCGGAGGACCGCGGCACGCCCGACUCGGGCGCGGCGCCCUGGGCGGGGCGGCCCGCCGAGCCUGGCCGCUCGAGGCUGUCGCCCGCGCCGCCGUCACUGCGGCGGCGUAUCAGCUCGUCGCUGCUUGGCGGGCGGCGCUCGCGCGCGACGCCCGAGCCGCCGCCUUCCGCGGGCCCGUCGCCGACGAUCGCGGACGCGGAGGCGAUGGGCCGUGAGCCUGCGCCCGCGCCCCACGCGAAGCGCAGCAACUCGAAUAUCCGGCGGCUCUUCCGCAGCGCAGACGAAGAGGAGGCGCGUGCGCGGCGGCCGCGCCUGCGUGUGUCGCCCGUGGUGCGGCCGCCCACGCCUAUCGAAAAGUCGCCGCGCCUCGCGCCGAUGCAGGACCUGCCCGAGAUGCCCAAUCCGUACGCGACGCCCGUCUCUGCUGCGCCGUCGGUCUUUGUCGCCGAAGCGUCGCCGGGCCGCCGGCAGCGGCAGCACCUGCUCAACGAGCUGGCCAGCACGGAGCAGACGUAUGCGUCGGACCUGGGCAUCGUGCAGAACAUAUACCUCGCCCACGCGCGGCGGCGCGCGGGGCUGCGGCCGCUCCCGCAGGGCGCGGUGAGCAGCCCGCACGCGUCGACGCACGCGUCCCCGGACAUGCUGCCCCGCAGCCUCUCGAGCCUCUCGUCGGAGCGCGAGGACGCGCCGGGCAGCGGGGGCGCGCGGCCCUUGCGCGCGCCGGGGAGCCCGGCGCGCGCGCCGCCGCUGAGCGUCACGGACAUUCAUGUGAUCUUUGCGGGGCUGGGCCCGUGCUAUGCGCUCGCCGUGGAGAUGAGUGGGCUGCUCGUGGCGGCAGCGCGCGCGCAGCGCACGGUGAGCAGCGUGUUUCUGGACAAGAUGAGCGCGAUUGAGCAGGCCUUUGCGCUCUACUGCGCGCGGCACGAGGCGGCCGUGGCGCGGCUCGCGGACGUCGCGGCGAAACGGGCCGCGGCCGCGCGGUUCCUGCACGAGUGCGACGAGAUGGCGCGGCCGUACACGAGUGCGUGGGACCUGCCGUCGCUCCUGAUCAAGCCGGUGCAGCGCGUGCUCAAGUACCCCCUGUUCCUGCAGUCGAUCCUGGCGCAGACGAGCAGCGACGACCCCGAGUAUGCGGCGCUGCAGCAGGCGCUCGCGCAGAUCCAGGGCGUCGCGGACCGCAUCAACGAGAGCAAGAAGCGCAUGGACGUCGUCGGCCAGCACGGGUUCGAGCCGCUGUCCGCGCCGCGCGCCGCGUUCCGCCGGCCCGUCACGGGCAGCGCGCUGCGCAAGGCGCGGUCGCCCACGAGCGAGGGGCCGCUGACGAGCGACGAGGCGCACUACUUCGCGCUCGUCGCGCGCCUGGAGGCGGCGGAGCAGCAGCUCGAGCGCCUCGCGCAGUACUGCGCGGCGUGGACCGCGCGCGUGCGCGAGAUGUACCGCGCCGAGCUGCUUGUCGUCCUCGCGUGGAUGGCCGUGUACGAGGGCGGCGGGCACGAGCACCGCGCGGCGCUCGAGAGCCUCGCGCAGCUGCGCCUCCUCGUCGAGCACCGGCUCCUCGGGCAGGCGUGCGAGCAGCUCGAGCGCUCCGUGGAGCGCGCGGUGCACGCCAAGAUCCGCGCCGCGCUGCAGCUCGUGGAGCGCCCCAAGAUGGUCGUGCUGAACCGCAGCGCGAAGGAGGCCGAGUACCGCAGGUACCUCGCGGAGCGCACGCGCCGCGCGGGCGUGCCGCCCAGCGACGGCGCGACGGCGUUCCUCUCGAUGCAUAUGCAGCUCGUCGACGAGAUCCCCGCACUGCUGCGGGGCCUCGACCUGGUGCUGCAGCACUGCGUGCUCGCGCUCUCGCAGGUGCAGGCGUCGUUCUACCGCGUCACGGCGGAGCAGCUCGAGCAGUACUGCACGCUGUACCUGCCGAGCGCCAUGACGCCGAAGAGCGCGAGCUCGGCGUCCAGCGCGCGCUUCCCCGACAUGCACGGCUCGCCGGCCGCCACGAGCUCGAGCCUGGGCCCCGGGACCGCGGCCUCCCACGCGGUGCUGUGGGCGCACAGCGACGCCGACGCGUUCGCCGGCCCGCUCGACCACGCGCUGCCCGAGACGCCGAAAAAGGCCCUGCCGCCCCUCGGCGCCGACAUCAGCACGAUGGCCACGGCGCACAGCCUCCUGGAUGAGUCCCUGUCGACGCCGCACCCCCCGCGGUCCGUGUACCCCGACCCGAACGGGCCGAUCGAGCACGCGACGCCGCGGGCGCCGCUGCCGGUGCUCGAAAUGUCGUUCGAUGGGUAUGCCCAGACGCACUGGAACCUGGGCCUCGCAGGCGACGUGGAGCGCGGCCCGUCGCCGCACUCGUCGCCGCGCCACUCCGUGUUCUUCGACGCGCGCUCGUCGGUCGGCGAUAUGCACGCGCUGCGCCAUCCUUCCCAGCUGCUGUAG